Carassius auratus (goldfish) is the source of this 2919-nucleotide messenger RNA. RefSeq names its product CMP-N-acetylneuraminate-beta-galactosamide-alpha-2,3-sialyltransferase 2-like. NCBI's taxonomy places the organism in Eukaryota, Metazoa, Chordata, Actinopteri, Cypriniformes, Cyprinidae. Gene Ontology annotation, biological process: sialylation. The transcript is spliced from 7 exons. The record is from RefSeq and is a predicted model, not a curated record. Gene Ontology annotation, molecular function: beta-galactoside (CMP) alpha-2,3-sialyltransferase activity. Bases 561 to 1607 code for a protein of 348 amino acids. Gene Ontology annotation, cellular component: membrane.
ACACACACACACACACACACAGACAGAGUAAAAGAGACAGAGAGCGAGAGAGAGAAAGAGACCCAGGACGUAGACAUUAUUUAUCCUCAGUGCCAUACGGAGUUCUGCGUGCUUAGUCACCACACUCGAGCUAAGAACAAGUUGGAAUAAGGAGCUUUGGCAGCAGUGGGUGCUGCUUUAAUAUAAAUGCAGUUGUACAGACGGGAAGUGGAGCUCCAUCGCCUCUGACUCAUUUCCUUCACUGUAUUGAAAACUGAGAAACAGCAUGUUUGUGUCUUUUUAGCGUGUGCCACUGUAAAAGCCUUGUACUUUGGCUCAUGCAAAAUCAUGAAGAAAUGGACAGCUAGAACAAAGCCAUGAUGGACAAUCCUGGAUUGAAAAUCCUGUCAUUUUCCACCUCCGAUGCCAUUUUGUUUUGUAAAGCAACUUAUAAUAGACCAUAAAACCCACAAUCCAUUUGGCAGGAACAAGCCAAGCCAGAAGUGAAUUCCUGUUACUGCGGUGGUUCCUUUAAAUCUUUCCUCUGGAAAAUCCACCCCGAGGUUUAGCCUGCCUUAACCAUGAUGUUGAGAAGAAAACUGUACUUAGGUGCUCUGAUAGGUGCUAUUCUGUUUUUAUUGAUAGCUGCGCACACCAUUCAGAAGGCCAGUGUUGUGCCCAUCACAGCUUUACCCACAGCUUUACCCAGGGAUGUCAGGAUACCAAUGGAGAACAAGACACCAUUACAAACAGUUAUCACAGAUUCAAGACGAGUCGUUCCAGGUCAUUCCUGUAACUGUUCUCACAACUGUAUAGCAGACAAAGGUGUGUCGGAGUGGUUUGACCAACGCUAUGAUCAUAAACAGCAACCUUACCUCACCGGCAGGAAUGAUGACAUAGAUCCACUUUCUCUGAAGUGGUGGCUGUCUUUGCAGUCAUCUGAUGGAAUGAUCAAGGACGUCACCCAGAAGAUGUUUAAGAUAAUUCCCCCUCCACCUGAGGACAAAAUGCCAUGGCAGAGACCGUGCCGGACGUGUGCAGUUGUUGGAAACUCAGGAAAUCUGCUGAGGUCCAAAUACGGAGCCUUGAUAGAUUCCCACUCAUUUGUUAUUAGAAUGAAUAAGGCCGUGACUGUGGGUUUUGAAGAGGAUGUUGGUAACCGAACCACCCACCACUUCAUGUACCCAGAGAGUGCGAUUGAUCUGAGACCUGAUGUCCAUCUCGUCCUUCUUCCCUUCAAACUGAAAGACAUGCAGUGGUUAUCCAGCGCUCUUUCCACCGGAGAGAUCAAAAUGACGUACAUGAGAGUGAAAAAUCGUGUGGAAGCUGACAAAGACAAGGUGAUAGUUGUAAAUCCAGCCUUCUUUAAGUACACACAUGAUAAAUGGACAGAGCGUCAUGGAAGGUACCCAUCCACCGGGAUAGUAGCCAUUAUGUUUGCUCUACAUCUCUGUGAUGAGGUGUCAGUGUUUGGAUAUGGGGCAGACAAGCAAGGAAAUUGGCACCACUAUUGGGAGUACAACAGAUAUGCUGGUGCCUUUCGAAAGACGGGCGUCCAUAACGCAGACUUCGAGACUGAGAUCAUUCAGAGGCUCAACAAAGAGGGCAAAAUCAAACUGCACAGAUGAGCCUGGCCUUUAUUAAUUGUGGCCUUUAUUGACUUGGGUACAGCUCAAAUCCAUGCAGAUGCAGGGCCAGGAUGCACAGCAGCUGUAUAGAAGCCAAAGAGACGCAGAUCUGUGAUUCGCCGUACCAUUAAUUGACCACUGUGAGCUGCACUGAACCAAACCCAUAGACAUCAAGCUGUAGUCUUAAGACCAAAUGAACUCUUCCUGUUCUCUCACAGCAUUUAACUUGCUACGUGCCUGAAGAAAAAGACGGAUGUUGCCCCCCCCCCAACUUUGAAGAAGAUGAACAGUAAGAAAAACAGCAUGAUCUGAGCCUCCUUGUGUACUUCCUUUUUAUUGUAACUGUUCUGUCUAUCCUCUCACAGUGUCUACACUGCAGGUUUGCAACAUGACAAAACUAGUUUCAUGCAAAAUCAAAAAAGCUGUUUACACUGCAAGAAAGAUGUUGAUCCGCAGCGGGUACUCGCUUGCAGACAGUUUUCACUGUGUUAAAGCCUUAAAGUCAACACCAAGCUGUUCUUUUUUUAGUUCAAAAUAAUUUUAUGAGAAAAGGGGUGGGGCUUGAAUUUAUCAUUGGUAGUUCAUCGGAUCAUGAAAAGUUGGUGUUAAAAACCAGAUGAGAUCAUGUGGUACUUGGUUGGAGACCAAGACUUUUUAUUUUUAAAUAUAUUUUUAAAGUCAUACAGUUUUGGAACGGAAUGAGGGUGAGAAAUGGACGACAGUAAUUUAUUUUUGGGUGAACUAAAGUACCCAUGGUCCGUUUAAAUUUCAUGUUUACUUCAACCUGCAGUGCAUUAAAUCUUUUUAGAUGAGAAGCUUGAAAAUAGCAAAUAACAAUAAACAUGUUUUUAAAAGUCAUAAAUUAAGUUGAAUAGUAUUAAGACAUUCACAAAUGUUGUUUUAGAUUUCACCUCGGACAAUUAUGGAGAUGCUCUGACAUUGUUCAAGUCACCACACAUUUUGUGUGUUUAUUUUGAAAUGACUUUUCUCACCUCAAAGUUCUGUCCUAAUUUAACCAAAACACUUGCUGGAAGAUAUAUUUGUCACAUAGAGUUGAGAAAUCACAUUGUAGAUUUCAGAGAGUGUGUUGUUUGCUAUGGUGAGCGUUGUUAAUAUCAUUAUAUACCUUUAGACCAAAGCCGUCCUUAUAGUGUUCUCAGUGGUCUUAAAAUGACUCUGUGAACUCGUUAAACAGCCUGUCUUGUGAUUAACAGUUCUGGAUAAUGAACAUGCUGUAUUUCAUAUCAUACAUCUUUGGUCCAUUAUCAUUCUUUUCCUGAAUUACAAUCGAUCUCUGUUUUGUUUUUAUAUA